Molecule: messenger RNA, 948 nt
Organism: Pocillopora meandrina
Lineage: Eukaryota; Metazoa; Cnidaria; Anthozoa; Scleractinia; Pocilloporidae
Source: the annotation of a GenBank genome assembly
AUGACGACUUCAGAUGAGGCAUCUGACUGCAAACUCCCACUCGGAUUCACUGGCGAGGUCGUGGCAAUGGUUUCGUACACCUCGCUUGGUAUUAUCGGAUCGUUGGGAAACAUCUUCGUGAUUCUUGCUAUCUACCGUACACCAACUUUAAGGAACGUGUGCGGAAUUUUAAUAGCAAAUGUCGCUGUGUCUGAUCUGAUAAUGACAGCAGUAGUAAUGCCUCUUGUAGUGUUUGUCCUAAUUCAGGGGUUUUUGGAUAAGUGCAUAUAUCAAACUCCAAUUUUUGUUGUCUUGAUAAUAGCACUUUUCUCUGCUGGUUCAUCGCUACUGACUCUAACCAACCUCAGUGUGGAUCGCUGCUUUGCCAUCUGUCGCCCGAUGAAGCACAAAACGAUCGUAACUUUAACAAAAGCAAAGAUAUUAAUUGCAAAAACGUGGAUUGAGUCCUUGAUACUCCCUAUUUUAGAGACGUUCUACCGUGAAUCGACCAUCGCAAAGUUCCUUCAGACCAUUGGAGUGGUCUACUGUUACUCCAUCAUAGUCAUAAGCGGUAUUUUUACGAUCAGGAAUGUGCGCGCCAAUUCAAGACAAAUAAGAUCACUACAUCAGGAUCAAGGAGCGUCUCGCCUCACUGCAGAUUUGACCCAGAGGAACAAACAAGUCGCCAAGACGAUCGCACUUGUCGUGUUCCUCUUCACCUUAUGUUGGAUCCCAAUCGCGUUUAUCAUAAGUAUUGAGAUCGAUGCAGAUAGAAAUGGCAGAAUCUAUUUCUGGUUUGCUACACUGGGGCUCGCUAAUUCAACAGUAAACCCGUGGAUUUACUUCUAUCGGCAGCCAAACUACCGCAAAGCGCUCAAAUCGUUGCUUGGAUGCAAACAAGGCACAUCUAACGCUGUCGUGCAAGUCCAAAAUCGCAAUGCAACACAAGGGACUAAAUUGUCCAGGUGA